CCCAAGUGGUGAAACAGGAAGCAUCCUCCCGUCAGGAAGAAAUUCAAGGUGCCAUCCAGUAGCUUUGCCUCACGUCACUGAUCGCCCUUAGUCGGAAAUCUUGACUUGCAACUUUAGAGGGUGGGUCUCUGAAAGAAUUUCAGAGCUUACACAGAGAUGAGGUGUGUUGCUCUCUGAUGAGAACGAAGCCGACUGGAACGCUGGAAAUCUGCCUCUGACUGCUCCUCACAGGCAAGGGGCAUCUUUUGUGGGCUGAGAUUUCAGAAAAGGGAUGCUGUGAAAGCGAAGGCGAAACUUUUAUAUAUAUAUACAUAUAUAUAUACACACGUACAUACAUAUAUAGUACGUGAAUUCCUCCGCAGAAAUCUCUCAUUUAUACUCAAGAAUGUUUCAGACGUUUAAAGAAUGGUUUUGGUUGGAACGGUUCUGGCUUCCUCCAACAAUAAAGUGGUCAGAUCUUGAAGAUCAUGAUGGACUUGUCUUUGUAAAACCCUCUCAUUUGUACAUGACAAUUCCGUAUGCUUUCGUCUUGCUGGUUAUCAGACAUUUCUUUGAAAAGUUUAUCGCCAUGCCUCUAGCAAAAGUAUUUGGCAUUAAAGAGGAAGUUAGAAAGAAGAUUAUACCAAAUACCAUCUUAGAGAAUUUUUUCAAAUGUUCCACAAGGCAACCAUCUCAAGCUGAUAUUUAUGGACUGGCGAAGAAGUGUAACUUGACAGAGCGCCAGGUGGAAAGAUGGUUUAGGAGUCGGCGGAAUCAAGAGAGGCCUUGCAGGAUGAAAAGAUUCCAAGAAGCUUGCUGGAGAUUUACAUUUUACUUAAUAAUGACUGUUGCUGGAAUUGUAUUUCUUUAUGAUAAACCUUGGGUUUAUGACCUGUGGGAAGUGUGGAAUGGCUAUCCCAGGCAGCCCUUGCUGCCUUCUCAGUACUGGUACUACAUUUUGGAGAUGAGUUUUUAUUGGUCUCUGAUAUUUAGCUUUGGCUCUGAUGUCAAGAGGAAGGAUUUUCUAGCUCAUGUCAUCCACCACCUGGCUGCUAUUAGUUUGAUGAGCUUCUCUUGGUGUGCUAAUUAUAUCCGCAGCGGGACCCUCGUGAUGAUCGUGCAUGACGUGGCUGACAUUUGGCUGGAGUCUGCGAAGAUGUUUUCUUAUGCUGGAUGGAAGCAAACUUGUAACGCGCUGUUUUUCAUCUUCUCCGCCAUAUUUUUCAUCAGCCGCCUCAUUGUCUUUCCCUUCUGGAUUUUAUAUUGCACGCUGAUCCUUCCUCUGCACUACCUUGAGCCUUUCUUUUCAUACAUCUUCCUCAACCUCCAGCUCAUGGUCCUGCAAGCCCUUCACCUCUACUGGUGUUACUUCAUCCUGAAGAUGCUCAAAAGAUGUAUAUUCAUGAAGGACACCCACGAUGUGCGGAGUGAUGAUGAGGAUGGAUAUGGAGAGGACGAGGGAGAGGAGGAGGAGGAGGAGGAGGAAGAAGCCACCAAAGGCAAAGAGAGAGACUGUUUGAAGAAUGGCCUUGGGGCCAACAGGCAUCUCAUUCUCAAUGGUCAACAUGGCCGUUAGGUUGAAGUCCAUGCAGCUACCGGGUCACAGUGUCCUCUAAGGGCUGCUGGAAGCCAGAGUUGCUUCCCCUUCCACAGCUGUGGCCUACAGGAGCCACAGGGACCCCAGAUUCUGCCCUUUCCUCUUUUCAACCACUACCUUCCUCUCCCCCUGAGAUGUAUUUAACAAAAUGUUGUUAAUUUGUGUUAAAAUGUUAAAUAUAGCAUCCCUAUGGAUUUUACUGCA
Messenger RNA from Acinonyx jubatus (cheetah), 1780 nucleotides. It is a transcript of the gene CERS3, whose product is annotated as ceramide synthase 3. NCBI's taxonomy places the organism in Eukaryota, Metazoa, Chordata, Mammalia, Carnivora, Felidae. The coding region runs from base 386 to 1555 and encodes 389 amino acids. Gene Ontology annotation, cellular component: membrane. The record is from RefSeq and is a predicted model, not a curated record. Gene Ontology annotation, biological process: ceramide biosynthetic process. The transcript has 12 exons. Gene Ontology annotation, molecular function: DNA binding; sphingosine N-acyltransferase activity.